AUGGCCAAUUGGAAUCCAUUCGCCAAACGCGAAGAGUUCACCAAGAACAACCUCAUCGCCUACAAAAUCCUCACCAUUGUUUCCUGGCUUGUCCUGGUCAUCUUCGGCGCGUACUACACCUUCUCCCGGCCAGUCGACUGCGGACACAAGCAUCUCUGCCACACAAUAUGGGGUCAAAAUAGCCACAGGCGCACACCCUUCAGCUUGAACUCGGUCAUAACCAGCAUUUACUGGGUUAUCGUGUUGAUUCUGCAGGCACAUUAUGUUCGUUACCUUUGGAGCGCAGACAAGGCUUUUGUGACCAGCGCCGCCAAUGUUGGGAGCCAUUUCAUCUUUCAUAAUCUUCUCACAUUUGGCUUCAUCAUGUUGUGGGUGCGAGGUCAUUUCUGGCAAGGAGAGCUGCUACUUAUUGUCAACCUCUUCAACCUGACUCUGCUCUACUUUGGUCAUUCCACAACCCCUCUCUUCAUCCACCUCCCGGUCGUCUCCGCGCCGCUGGCCUGGAACUACGUUGCGAUCCUGUGGGACGGUGCAGCAAUGGUCAACGCACAUACUUUACCUGCCCGAAUCGUGGCCAACAUUUUUAUCUGGGGUCUCCUUGUGUUAGGAGCGUUCUUCCUCCUUACCUUCAAGGACUAUACCAUGGGCCUGGAGUUAGCGGUGCUCUCACUGGCUCUCGCCGUCGGUCAACUCGGAACUCAUGUUAUUGCGCUGCAAUGGAUCUUUGCGUUUGUCAUUGCGGGAUGCUUGACUGUCAUGUCUUUGCUCAUAGGUGCACCAAAGGUAUUUGGUCAAGACAGGACCAUUCGUCAAGAAGGAGCCAUUGUCAGUGAGGAUAGAGAAAGGGCACCGCUUCUAGGCGACGAGUAA
Molecule: messenger RNA, 870 nt
Organism: Exophiala oligosperma
Lineage: Eukaryota; Fungi; Ascomycota; Eurotiomycetes; Chaetothyriales; Herpotrichiellaceae
Exons: 4
Coding region: 1-870 (289 amino acids)
Source: RefSeq, a predicted model, not a curated record